AUGGCUGAAGGGGGCCAGCAAAACCAACAGCAUCAACAAAAUGUUUUUAACAUUACUAUUGCUCUGCAAGCUCAACAGAAUCAAAGGGAACUAGUACAAGCAAGAUCAACCGAGAUUCGUGCAGGGAAUAUUGAGAAUAUAAUAAUUCCACAAGCAGCUGAACAACAGGCAGCUCAGAAUAUUGUAGAACAAGUAGCUGACAACGUUCAACCAGAUAAUAUCGCUGAAGAUGUCGAAGCCUUGAAUUUAUCGCCAACAAAUACCCAGGCUUCUCAGAGUGGAGCAAUUAAAAAGAAAGGCGAUCUCAAAGUGCGGAAUCUUCAAACGAAGACAGAUAGAGAACCAACUCAAUCUAACCAUCCGCCUCCUCGUACUCAAAUUAUCAACCCUCAACCAAAUCAAACUACAGCCGUUCCACGUUAUACGACUGCACCGAGUGUAAUUAAUGCUCCGAAGAUUUCAAUGCUACAAAAAAAAUCUUCCGAAUUAUUCGACAAGUCUAAAUAUGAAGAAGCAGUCCCGAUCUUCGAAGAACUGGCAACCCUACAAAACCAUCAGGAUUUCUAUACAAUACUUAUGAUGGUCGAGUGUUUUAUACAACUUGGCAGAGGAAACAAAGCGGAAAAGGCUAUUGGCAACUUACGAAAUAUCUUGAUGACGUCAUCAGUGACCAGUGCCGAUGACGUCAAAGACCUUGCGAUUGACUUAAUUUCUAAUUCCGCUUACAUUCGCGCUAUAAUAUUGCUUCGAAUAGCAAGUGAUAUCUACAAGGCUCGCACAAGAACACCCGAUGAUGUAAUAAAUGGGAUUAAACUUUGUGUCCGUAAGAUACAUGAUGCUACAAGGCCAUUGAUAGGAGCCGGUGGUCGAUCCAAAAUUAUAGGAGUGGAUUACGGCUUAGAAUACAUGACAGAGAUGCUGGAUGGUAUUCGCGCAAUAGAAAACGCUGAUCCAGUGAAUAAAGCAAUACAAGAGGCUUGGUGCUUGAAUUACAUUGGAUCUAACUAUAACCCGGCAGGUGAAGAGGAGAAAAGUAUAAAAAUACUAAAGAAUGGACUGGAGGUUUUGGAGAAACAGUUCGGAUCAAACGCUUCAAAAUAUAAAAUCUACGGUGGAUUGCUGCAUAAUAUCGGUGUAGGGUAUUAUGUUCUGCAGAAAUAUGAAGAAGCAGAAUCUUAUUAUAUUAAAUCCAUUGAUGCCAAACAGAAAGCUUCAGAUUAUGAGAAUGAAGCUGAGAAACAGGAAUGGAUUGAAUUGUUAAAAACUGAGCUCAGGAAAGCUCGCGCACAAUUAACCUGAUAUCCGCAUCGCGUAUUCACGGCAAAUCGUAAUUUAUUAAAUUUAUCUCAAACAAUGAAUAAAAUAUUCGAACUUUUGAUUUUUAUUUGUUAUGUAAUUUAUUACUGUGAAAAAUGGCCAGUAGACCAGUUAUAUCACACUCAAUUUACUAAAAUUAUCUUAGAAAACGAAUAUUUUUCAAGUAUUUAAACUUUUCAUUUACAUUCAAUCAAUGCGGUAUUAUUCAAUACUGUUAAAAAAGUCAGCAGUUUUACUUGCAUCACCUGGUCAUAUCCAUUCUCCAUAAUUUUAACUUUAUUAUCUCAGUCGCAUGUUUUAUGGACAACUGAUCAAGCAUGGUUCAUAGAUAAAGUAAUGUUUCAAAAUGUUAUCAUUUAUAGAUCAUACAUGACCAGGCGUGAGUUUAUUACUUGUUUACCUGUAUUACUUAACUUACCAACUUAAUUACUUGUAAAUUUGGUUUAAUUCACUCAAUAAUUUUAAAACUCACUUUUUUGCAAUAUUACGAACACUCAUUUCUGGUCAAAGUUACAGGCAACCACUAAAGUGCCAAAAGCUACUGAAACUAUAUACAAUCAUGGUGAUGCACUACACGCACUCAUACAGAACUAGGAGAAACCUAUCUAUUAGAAAAGACGACCACGUCCAAAUGCCACUAAAUGUGAUACAAUUAUGGUGGUGCAUUAUACGAAAAUAGGAACCAUCUUGGUCGAUACUAUCAGGAAAACUACCAUAGCAUGAUUUGUUUGUAAUUUUACUUAAAAAAACUAUCUGUUCACAUUUUUACAAUUUCUAACCGAGUUUUUCUUUUCAUUUCCAUCAAAUUGUAUCUCAUGCUGUUAACAUAUCAUAAUUGGAGUGAUUUGCUUUUGUUUUGUCUUUUACAUUUAACAACUGAACUUGACAAUGUGGGCCAUAUAUAAUGCGGGAUUGCUUCUAUGGGAAAUGUGCGUAGCAUUUCAUAAACUAUCAAAUAUAUUGUAAAAUUGCCUUGCAUUGCAGCGUUGUACUUCUCAGAAUAACUAACUUGUGAACUGAUUUAAUUUUUCUGUUUUUCAUUUGGCAAGCAUUAACUGGACAAUGUUACCAUACAUGAUGCCUGAUUGUAGAAAACAAUUUAUCUAUGGGCGAUGCUUGUUUACGGGCAAUUUGUCAAAAGCAGUUAAAAAUAUGACAACAUUGUCUUGCAUUUUCAAGUGGUACCUCUCAGAAUAACUAACUGGUGAAUGCCACUAACCCGAGAGUGGCGAGAUAACGAUUAAGUUUAUUUACACGAAAAUGAAUCAAUAUCGAAAAAAUUUCUCAAUAAAGUUAACUUUAUUUUGUGAAAAUUGUACUGUAUAUAUUUCCAAUUGUUUUCAUUUUAUCGUAUUUUAUCUUAUUUCGUUAUUUACGAUCAAUUUUCAUCCGCCUAAUUGAAG
Molecule: messenger RNA, 2720 nt
Organism: Styela clava
Lineage: Eukaryota; Metazoa; Chordata; Ascidiacea; Stolidobranchia; Styelidae
Source: RefSeq, a predicted model, not a curated record